Ochotona curzoniae (black-lipped pika) is the source of this 4043-nucleotide messenger RNA. RefSeq names its product adhesion G protein-coupled receptor E5 (gene ADGRE5). The transcript is spliced from 19 exons. Gene Ontology annotation, molecular function: calcium ion binding; G protein-coupled receptor activity. Gene Ontology annotation, cellular component: membrane. Gene Ontology annotation, biological process: adenylate cyclase-activating G protein-coupled receptor signaling pathway; cell surface receptor signaling pathway. The coding region runs from base 1061 to 3451 and encodes 796 amino acids. The record is from RefSeq and is a predicted model, not a curated record. NCBI's taxonomy places the organism in Eukaryota, Metazoa, Chordata, Mammalia, Lagomorpha, Ochotonidae.
GGAGACUGGGAGCAGACACACGGCGGCGGCGGUGGCGGCGGCUACUCUCCUGGCUCCCGUUUGGUCGUGGUCCAAAGCCCCAGAUGGAGGCCGGCGGCGGCAGCUGCUACAAGCAAGCCAGGACCAGGCCGGGGGUCCGGGGGAAAUCCCGGCCCUAACUCAGGACCCUGAUCAGGGCCUGGGGCAGAGGGCACGGGGAUGGGAGGGAGGGUGGUCAGCCUCCUUGUCCCCAGCCCUCCCCAGCUGGCUAACUGCCCCUCACCCAGAUCAUCCCAUGUCCCCUCUGCCACCCUACCUGGUCCCCAGUGAUCCCAGCUCUGACUUCCCAGCCACUGAGCCCUCCCCGCCCUAGAGUGGUUUUGAACUAGAAAGGCGGGCGGGUGGUGGGGGGGGGAUGAAUUUGAGAGCCCAGGACCAUCAUUUUGUGGUCUGUCUGGCCAAGAGGAACUGGGUCCCCGCCCCGGGAGUGGGAAGGUGUGGUGGGGGGAAGUAGCCCAGCAGUGUGGCCAGAUAGGAAAAGAGCUGAGCUUGGGCCAGAGUGGGGGUAGCGCCUGGGCUGGGGAAGGGAAGUAGGGGGUGUCUCCCUCUGCCUCUCCACUCUCCCCUCCCCCAGCCUGAGGGGCACCAAGGUUGGACAGGGAGGGAAUAGGCCCCCCGCUGUGCUCACAGUGUGGGAGUCACCCCCCAGGGUUGCAUUGGGACGAUCAAUAGCAGAGUGGUGUGUCCUGGCUCCCCCCCACCCAGGAAGUGACCCAUGACCACCCAAGGGCUCCAUUCCUUGGCCCUCUGACAGCUCUCCUGUCCCCAGCAUCGUACAUGUCACUCAAUUCAUGGAGUCUUGGAUGAUUCGCCCCCAAACUCCCAGAGUAUCUGGUCCUCCGAGCUCUACCCAGGGGUGUACCUGCUGCUGUGCCACCUCCACCCACUGACACCCAAUCUGUAUUCCACUGUGCUCUCUCCAUUCCUGUUCCCUGGCCUUCUCUCCCUCCCCCACUCACCCAGACCAUUUUCCCAGGGCGGGGGCUCCGGCUGAGCUGAGCGCCAGGGGUCUCGGGAGAGGAUGGGGGUCCGUGCCUCUAGAAGCUGGAUCCUGUGCGUGGGCCGCUGGAUCCUGGGGCCACGGUGGAACGCCUGGCCGGCCGGUGGGCAACAAGCAGUGGCCAAGGGUGCACCGGCUCCUUGUGCUGUGGGAGGCGGGCGGGAGUGGGACAAGGGGGUGUCUGUCACAACAAUCCCUGGGAGUUCCUGGGAACGCGCAGCAGGCGGCACUGUGCUGUGGGCCCUGCUGACUGCGUUGGGAGCUGCAGCCCAGAAACCCCAAGCCUGUGCCCCGUGGUGCCCUAGGAAUUCCAUGUGUGUCAACGCCACAGCCUGCCGCUGCAACCCAGGGUUCAAGGCCCUCUUUGGGGACGUGUUCACAGAUCCCACAGACACCUGUGAAGACAUCAACGAGUGCGCCCCUCCCCGCUCCCUUUCCUGCGGGAGAUUCGCCGACUGUAAGAACGUGGAUGGCAGCUACUACUGCGAGUGCAUCCAGGGCUACGAGCUCACAUCCGGGGAGCGAAACUUCUCCACCGAGAGCCAGAACACGUGUCAGGACGUGGACGAAUGCAGCUCCGGGCAGCAUCAGUGUCACAGCUCCGCUGUGUGCAGCAACACCAUCGGGACAUACAAGUGCCGCUGCCGCCCAGGCUGGGAACCGGUGCCCGGGUCCCCCAACGGCCCAGUCAACACCGUCUGCCAAGCAGACAUCCUGUCCAACUGGACCCCGCCACCUGGUGUCCACAGCCAGGCCCUCUCUCAAUUCCUUGACAGAAUGCAGGCUCUGAGCAGGGACUUCAAGACCACCUCAGCCAAGGACACCAUCCAGAACCUCAUUCAGUUGACGGAUGAACUCCUCGGAGCUCCCGGAGACCUGCAGCAGCUGGCCCAGACUGACCAGAACCGCGUGGCCACCCAGGUGCUCACGGGCAUGGAGCAAAGCUUGAGGAUGCUGGCCACGACCUUGCCUGUGGGUCCUUUCGUGUACCGCUCCCGUCUGGGCACAGAGCUGAGCCUUGUGGUCGCCGAGAAGGAGGCGGAGGGCAACAUCACCAUCGGCCAGAGCCACGGCCGGGUGCUGCUGGACUGGGCAGUGGCCAGCGAGGAGGGGGAUUCUGGCAACAAGGUGGCAGGCAUCCUGUCCAGCCCCCGCAUGGAUAAGACCCUGCUGGCCAACGCCUCCCUGGUCUUGGAACCCGAGGAGCGAACUGAGCUGGAAGCUGCCCACGAGGUCCCCCUACGAGGCGCCCGGCUUCAGCUGCUGUCGGCCGUCAACUCCAUCUUCGUGAGCAACAGGAAAACCCAGAGGCUCAGCUCACCUGUCACCUUCGCCUUCUCCCACCUGCCGCAGACACCUGGACCCCGCCAGGAGCUCAUCUGUGCCUUCUGGAAGAAUGACAGCCAGGGCCACGGACACUGGGCCACCACGGGCUGCCGCAAGCUGGGCAGCCAGAAUGGCAGCGUCACCUGCCAGUGUAACCACCUGAGCAGCUUCGCCGUGCUUAUGGCUCACUUCGACUUUGAGGACCCAAAGCUGGCCCUGGUCACGAAGGUGGGCCUGUCGCUAUCGCUGGUCUGCCUUCUGCUGUGUAUCCUCACCUUCCUCCUGGUGCGGCCCAUCCAGGGCCCCCGCACCACCGUGCACCUGCACCUGUGUGUCUGCCUCUUUGUGGGCUCUGCCAUCUUCCUGGCCGGCAUCGAGAAUGAAGGCGGCCAGGUGGGGCUGCGCUGCCGCCUGGUGGCCGCACUGCUGCACUACUGCUUCCUGGCGGCCUUCUGCUGGAUGAGCCUGGAGGGCCUGCAGCUCUACUUCCUGGUGGUGCGCGUGUUCCAGGGCCAGGGCCCCCGCACGCGCUGGCUCUGCCUCUUCGGCUACGGCGUCCCGCUGCUCAUCGUGGCCAUCUCGGCGGCCGCCAACGGCCAGGGCUACGGCCGCGAGCUCUGCUGCUGGCUGAGCCUGGAAGGCGGCUUCCUCUGGAGCUUCGUGGGACCCGUGACCGCCAUCGUCCUGUGCAACGCGGUCGUCUUUGUCAUCACUGUGUGGCGGCUCACGCAGAAAUUUUCGGAAAUCAACCCCGACAUGAAGAAACUCAAGAAGGCCAGGGUGCUGACCGUCACGGCCAUCGCGCAGCUCGUCGUGCUGGGCUGCACGUGGGUGUUCGGCCUGUUCCUCUUCCAGCCACAGAGCUGGCACAACCAGGUUCUGGCCUACAUCUUCACCGCGCUCAACUGCCUACAGGGCCUCUUCCUCUUUGUGCUGCACUGCCUGCUCAACAAGAAGGUGAGGGCGGAGUACCGCAAGUGGGCCUGCGUCAUGGCAGGAAACAAGUACUCGGAGUUUGCCUCAUCCAGCACAGCCACGAGCCAUCAGACCAGCCGGGUGCCCAGGCCCUCGGAGUCCGGCAUGUGAAUCCACACCUCGAGGCGCUGGCGGGCCGGCAGCAGCUCCGCUGGCCACAGCAGCUUUUGCACGCACUGAAUGAGGAAGCUGCCAGCUCCCUGCUGCCCUGGAGCUCCCUGGAGGGUGGGGUGGGGACUAACUGCACAGCUCCCCGCUGGGCACUGGACCACGCAGAUGCCCCCUCCCCAGGCAGUGAGCGAGAAGCCAGCCCUGGGGCUGCAGCUCCUGGCCAGUCCUGGGGGAGGUGGGGUCCCUGCCGGCCCGUUCUUACCUGUCUUGGCCCGGGACAGGCCAGGGGGGGCCACCACUUCCUCUCUCAAGCUAAGACUGAGGUGCGGGGCCACCUGGGUGCACGGUACAGAGGCCCGGCUGCCCGCGGGGGCAGGGGCUCGCCCCGGCGUGAACUUGUGGGUGUCGCUGUGUCUGGGGCGUGGACACUUCAUCAAGUGCCUCAUUCCUGCACAAGGUGGCGGUGGGUGGGGCCUGUGCACACUCACCCGCCCACCCGCCCACCAGAGCAAGGAGCGCACACUCACCCGCCCACCAGCCCACCAGAGCAAGGAGCCAGGAGCCAGGCCUCCUUAAUAAAAGUUUAUUCUUA